AUGGCUGCAAUACAUAAAUUUUUUAAAAUUAAUUUUCCGUGCGCUCCACCUACUACAUCGAAAGACAGAUACGAACUUGGGAAGCUUGCACUUGGAUCGAAGUGCCCUGAACCAGAAUUUUUUUUAAGUUUGAGAGAUAUAGAUCAAAGCGAAAUUGAAAUAUCUUCUAAUAUUUUAGUUGAAACUCAAGAAAACUGUUUGAUCUCUGGCGAUGCAAAUAACGAAGAUAUUUUGUCAUUGACGUGUACUGAAAAAAAAAACCAAUCGGAAUCUUUAAAUACAGAUUGUGAAGAAUUUAUAUUUGAAUUUAAAAAGUUAUUAGAUUUAGCUAAAAUCGAUCCCAAUUCUAAAAAAAUUAUUAACAGUUUAAAGCUUAGACUGAAAAGUGUCAAUACCACCGAAAGCGCUUUAGCAACUCUGUUUUCAUUAAAAACAGCAUUAUGCUCAAAAAGAAGAUUCGGACAAAUUAAAACGCAACCGACUGCUGCUGCGAGACGAAGAGAAGGUCUGACACGUGGUAGUAGACCAGUGCCGAUGGGAAGACCAACUAAAGUUGAAGUUUUGAAACGGAAAAAAGUUAAGCGACAAAGAAAUAUCAGUCUAGCUGUUGAACAAAAUGUUGCUAAUGCUCAAAGUCAUUAACGUAUUUUUUUAGCAGUCUUAAAAGUAUUGUUAUAUAAUUUAUAUUUUAUUCGAAUAUACUUGAGUAUUUUUGCGCUAACCUUUUUGGAAAAAUUUGA
This is a messenger RNA of Hydra vulgaris (swiftwater hydra), 740 nucleotides long. RefSeq lists its product as uncharacterized. The record is from RefSeq and is a predicted model, not a curated record. Lineage: Eukaryota; Metazoa; Cnidaria; Hydrozoa; Anthoathecata; Hydridae.